GUAAAUAAAUGUAGACCAAAACCAUUGGUAAACCGAUGGCUUGAGGUAAAUAAAAAUAGACCAAAACCGAUGGUAAACCUAUGGCUUGUGGUAAAUAAAACUAAACCAAAACCAAUGGUAAAUAAAUGGCUUGUAAAUAAAGGUAGACCAAACCUAGAGUUAAACUGCAACUGGCAACGGAAAAGUAUAUACAUUAUCUUGAUUGGGCUUUCAUCACUUCCGGCAGAAUACAAACUAACCAGACAUCUCAUUUUCUUUCUGAAAAAUGAUACGUAUAGUUUAAAUUGA
Molecule: messenger RNA, 288 nt
Organism: Lottia gigantea (owl limpet)
Lineage: Eukaryota; Metazoa; Mollusca; Gastropoda; Lottiidae
Exons: 1
Source: RefSeq, a predicted model, not a curated record